GUCGCGCGCUCCUCCUCCCCCCCCUCCCGCCUCAUUGGCCGCCUGGGCCACGAGAGCUGCCUCUCACCGCGUCGCCCCCUCGGCCCUUCCACACCAUUGGCUGCGCCGAGUGCCCGCCCCUUCCCCGCCCCGGAAGCGCCUUCCUAUUGGCCAGCUGUCUGGGAGGUCAAGAGCCGGCCGGCCGGCCGCCUGUCACCCAAAAUGGCGGAGGUCAUGUGUGGAGGGGCCUCCUGAAGCGGCGGCCCAUGGCCUUGGCCAGGGCCCAGGCGGGCCUCAGGCUCAGGGGGGUCGCUCUCCUGUGGGCGCCCGGUGGGGCCCUCGGGGUCAGAUCCAGGGCGGGACCCCUCGCCCUCUGCCUCCCGCCCAGGGCGGCCCCCUUCCCCUUCUCCCUCAGGUACUCAGGGGGGUCUGGCCAGGCUGGUGCUGGUGCUGCAGGGGGAGGCCCUGCCCUCCCUGCCCGCCCGAAGGGCCUGUACGAGCUGCUGAGGGUGCCCUCCAACGCCACGCAGGCCCAGAUCAAGUCGGCCUACUACAAGCAGUCCUUCCUGUACCACCCUGACCACAACGCGGGCAGCGAGGCGGCGGCCAGGCGCUUCACCCUCAUCAACGAGGCCUACCUGGUGCUGGGCAGCGUCGCCCUACGCAGGAAGUACGACCGCGGCAUCCUCAGCCGGGAGGAUCUGCGCACGGCCGGGAAGCCCUCGGGCAAGGAGAGCAGUGGUGUGGCACCCACAGCGGCCACGGGGAGGAGGACGCAGACUUAUGCCUCCACCCACCGCUCCGACAAGCCCAUCUUUGACUUCGACGAGUUCUACAGAGCCCACUACGGCCAGCAGUUGGAGCGGGAGCGCUGGAUCCGGGAGAUGCGGCAAGAGCUAGAGAGGCGCAAGAUGGAGGACAAGAGGGGGAAGCUGGGGGUGCUUCAGGAGGUGGUGAUCGCCGGCCUGUUCAUGGUGGCAAUAGGCAUCCUCUUCAGCUUCAAGUGAGCAGGGAGGGGGAAAGGUGACUUGCUAAAUGGCUUGCACUUGCCCCUUCCUGUGGAAAAGCUGGAUCUUCUGGAGCAAGCAGGCUCAGCAGCAGUGGCGAGGGAAAUGGCAUCACCUCCAAAGGGCACUCGGUAGUGACUGGCUUCACAGGGUGCAAAGCAGGUCUCGAGAAGGCUGGUGUCGCCUCCCAUCAGGUCCAGACUUGGGGGAAACUUUCACUUCAGUCAUGUGCUCAUUAAUCAUCCAGAGACCAUAAUGCAAAAUUUCUGAAGGAUUUGGAUUGUUGCCAAGACCCUGGACAUGUCGUGCUAGAAAGCGAGUCUUCCGAUGCCAAUUAUAUUUCUUUUUUUAAAAAAAAAGGUGUUUCAUUUUGCCUUAGAAAGCCCAGUCCUGCCAUACAGUUAUUGCUGGUUUGGAUUCAGUUUCCUCAGCUGGUUCGUUUCAAUUAAAACAUGAGUGGGCGUAAUCUCCCACACCUAAUUGCACUUUGAGCAGACAUGAAUGGUAUUUAUUAGUGUCAAUACAUGAAACACAGUGUUACCGUUAGUAGAUGCCACUUCUGUAACUUGAAAUUCUCCCUUCCUCUGGGUGUGUGUGGGGGGCAGGCGGUUUAAGUCUAUUUUUCCUUCCUUUCAUAAAGGAAUUUUUGCUGCAUUUGUCCACGCUGAGUCUGUUGUUGGGAUUUCCCCUGCAUUUGGGCCCAAAAACUGCUUCAGGAUACAAAGGAGCAAUGCUUAGACACUUGUUAGCAAAUCUCUUUUGAUAAAGGAAACACUUCAGGAGAAGAGUCUUCAUCUAGGCAGUUAGCGGUACCUUCCAGUGAGGGUGUCUUGGGAAUUGUGUCCCCUUUCAAUCUCUUAUGGGGUAAACUGUAGACAUCAGUCUUGCAGUUUGGAACGUAAUGGCGUCGCCAUGAUGAUUUGAUCUGUGUAUAUACAAGGGAUUAAAACAAAUAAUGUGAAUGAGUUUUAUUUUAAUAUAUAAAGAUACAAAGAAUCAAUUUAGAA
Messenger RNA from Rhineura floridana, 1993 nucleotides. RefSeq names its product DnaJ heat shock protein family (Hsp40) member C30 (gene DNAJC30). The coding region runs from base 246 to 986 and encodes 246 amino acids. Lineage: Eukaryota; Metazoa; Chordata; Lepidosauria; Squamata; Rhineuridae. The transcript has a single exon. The record is from RefSeq and is a predicted model, not a curated record.